This is a messenger RNA of Pteropus alecto (black flying fox), 3525 nucleotides long. RefSeq names its product acrosomal protein KIAA1210-like. Lineage: Eukaryota; Metazoa; Chordata; Mammalia; Chiroptera; Pteropodidae. The transcript has 6 exons. The record is from RefSeq and is a predicted model, not a curated record. The coding region runs from base 1 to 3525 and encodes 1174 amino acids.
AUGUUGAAAAAAUCAAAUAGUUAUGUUGAAAAGUACAAUAGUGAUGAUGAUUGGAGCAGCUCUGAAGAAGAUCUGUCUUCUAGACACUCUUCCCUGGCCUUGGAGAAGCCCGAAGACCAACAAGAAGUUUCCUCUGUUUCAGAGAACACACCAGGGGCGUGGGGUGUUUCUGUGGAGCAGAUUCCUCCCCGACACCUUUCUCAGUCCUUUGUGAGGCCAUUUGUUCAGCAACAAGUCUCCUCAGGUCCAGAGAGCUCUGCAGCUAAGAGGAGCAUUUCUAUGGAACCACCACCUAUGAGACACCCUUUCCAGCCAUGUUUGAGCCCUAAACUCAAGCAAAAAGUUUCCUCAUUUCCAGAGAACACAGCUGUUAAGGAGAGAGAUUCCAUGGUGCCUCUACUUUCUGAAGGUUUUGCCCAGCCCUUGAUUAACCCAAAAGUUGAACAAAAUGUGUUCUCAGGUUCAGAGGGUGCUGAGACAGCCUUUUCAGUGGAGCCACUGCUCCCUCAAUGUUUUCCUCAAUCCGUGACAAAUGUUCAAGCCCAGCAUAGCUUCUCAGAGAACGUUGCUGGUAAUGAGGGCAUUUUUGUGCAGAUGCUGCCUCCAAAAUAUCUUUGCCAGCCCUUGGCAAGGCUUAAAUUCCAGCCACGGUCCGAUACCAGCAAGUCAGCAAGUGCUUCCACAGAAUGGAGUAGUCCUAUGGAGCCAGUGCCUUCUAGACAUACCUUCCAUCCCUGGGAGAGCCUCAGAUUUGAACAACAUGCCUCUUCAGAUCCAGAGAGCACUGCUGUGGAGUGGGGCAUUCCUAUGGAGCCACUGCCACCCAGAAGGCCUUCUCGGCGCCCGAAGAGAUCAGUUGUGAAGCAAGAACUCUUCUCAGGCUCAGUGAGUGCUCCAGCAGAAUGGAGUGGCCCUAUGAAGCCGAUGCCUCCCAGACAUGCCUUUCAGCCCUUGAUGAGCCCUGCAAGUUCAGGGAGAGCUGUGCAACAAGCCUCUGGGCAACAAGCCUCUGCAAGUUCAGGGAGAGCUGUGGCUGAGAAGGGCAGUCCUAUGGAGUGGAUGCCUCCCAGACAUGUCUUCCAGCCUUUGGUGAAUCUUAAAUCUGAGAAGCAAGCCUCUUCAAGUUCAGAGAGAGCUGUAGCUGAAAGGAGCAGUCCUAUGGAGUGGAUGCCUCCCAGACAUGUCUUCCAGCCUUUGGUGAGUCCUAAAUCUGAGCAGCAAGCCUCUGCAAGUUCAGGGAGAGCUGUGGCUGAGAAGGGCAGUCCUAUGGAGUGGAUGCCUCCCAGAAAUGCCUCCCAGCCCUGGGUGAGCCAUAAAUCUGAAUGGCAAGCCUCUGCAAGUUCAAAGAGAGCUGUGGUUGAGAGGAGCAGUCCUAUGGAGUGGAUGCCUCCCAGACGUGUCUUCAAGCCUUUGGUGAGUCCUAAAUCUGAGCAGCAAGCCUCUGCAAGUUCAGAGAGAGCUGUGGCUGAGAGCAGUCCUAUGGAGCGGAUGCCUCCCAGAAUGCCUUCUAAGUCCCCAGUGAGACAAGUUGUGAAGCAGGAAGUCUUCUCAGGUUCAAUGAGUGUUCCAGCAGAAUGGAGCGGUCCUAUGGAGCCAAUGCCUCCCAGAAAGCCUUCUCAGCCCCAGAUGAAACCAGUAGUUAAACAAUCAAUUUCUGCAGGUCCAAAGAAUGUUGCCAUUGAGGGGGACACGUCUGCAGACCUGCCGCCUCCCAGAAACUGGUCCAUUGUGAGACAUAAAGUCCAGCAAAUGUCAAGUUUUGAGAGUGCUGCUGUCGAAGGGGGCAUAUAUGAGAGGUCUUCCAAAUAUCCCACUCACUUAUUAAGGAGGUCUAAAGUUCAGGAAAUAUCCUCAUAUCUAGAGAAGAAUGCUGUUGAAGGAGGCACACCUAAGAAAUUGCCGCUUCCCAGGCGUCCUUCCCAGUCAUUCGUGAAGUUUAUGGCACAGCAAAUUUUUUCAGAGACCCCUGCUACUGAGGAACGGAUUUAUGUGGAUCCUCUGUCUUCAAAUCAACCUUCCAAAUCUUUGUUGAGUCCUAAAGUUGAGCACCAAGUUUUCUCAGAUUGGGAGAGAGCUGAUAUUGAGGGAGGCAUUUCUUUGAAGCCGCUGCCUACAAAAUGCCCUUUACAGUCCCUGGGUAGGCCUGAAGACCCACAAGAAGUUUUCUCACAUUCAGAGAGUCCUCCUGUGAAGUGGAUUAGUUCUCAAGAGCAGCUGCCUCCCAGAUACCUUUCCCAGAAAUUGGGGAAGCUUGAGAACCAGCAAAAAGUCUUAUCAGUUUCUAAGAGCUCUCCUAAAGAAUGGUGGUCCCAGGCUGAGGAUGAGGCUGAAUUCCAGCCACAUAUUUUCUCAACAGAUUCAGCAAGUGUACCUGUAGGGCAGAUCAGUGCUAAGGAUGAUCACCUGCCUCCCAGACACCCUUUUCAGGCCUUUCCAGACCCUGAAUAUCAGCAACAAGUUUAUUCACGUUCCAUGAAUGCUCCUGCCAAGGGAAAUGUUUUUGAGAGCAAUUCUAGCAGCUGGUCACUACUAAGAGGUCCAGCUUCUCCAAAUAAAACCAGGAAACAUGGCCAGGACUCUGAAAACUUCAUUAAGAAUAUCCCGACUCCUGCUACCAAACCUGUGAAGUUCACCACCUCUCCUGCCUGGCCAACAUCCACUUCUGGGGAAAAUAAGAAGGAGGUUCUUGAGGAUAGUGAUCGCGAUAACAGCUAUUCAAAUUUAUUCCCCAGUGGGGCUGAUGUUGAAAACCGUUUUGGAGUCCGACUGAGAAGGAUCCCUUCCUCACAGAAGCAGGAGAGUGAGAAACAAGACCAUUUUACCAAGCUUCCUUCAUUCUCCUUAAGCCCAGUUUCAUCUUAUGUGGGUAGAGAACCACAAAUCAGAAGUGCUUCCCAGGGGCUCCUGGGCAUCAGAGAGAACGUCACCACAAUAUCUGACUUUGCAGAGAAGCAACAGAACAAGACCAGGUCUGGCAGCAUGGCCAAGAAGCAAUCUGCUUACAAGAUCCCAGGAGAGGCUCCUAUUCAACAAUCAGAUUAUGCAACCUCAGAGCCAGCUUGGAUAACCAUGGUAAAGCAGAGGCAGAGGAAUUUUCCGACCCACAUUCCUAUGAAAGAACCAAAACCCAAUAAUAGAGCUGAAACUAAGGCUGAGACUAAGAAGCCUACAUAUGAGGGAGCUGAAAACCAACACAGAAAGAUUUUCACUUCCAAUGUCAAUAGACAGGAGAAGAUGGCACAGAUGGACCUACCUAAGUCUACCAAAGCAGGUAAAAAGAGUCCUCCGCAACAUCUUCCCACUGAAAUAGCUGUGAAACUUUGUACCUCUGGGUUUCUUAUGGCUUGUGUUAUUUGCUGUGAUUUUUUUGAAGAGCGGAAGAUAUGUCAAGUGCCUUCUACAAGAAAGGAAAUCAGACAAUCUUCAACUCUCCCAACUGUACUCCAAGAGCCAUUUGAGCCAGUCUGGUUCUCCUUGGCCAAGAAGAAAGCCAAAGCAUGGAGCCAUAUAGCAGAUUUCAUGUAA